AUGAAUUGGAUGCACGAUCAUCAAAAUCAACGGCCAACGGCGGCUCCGCCGGCGCCCCCUUCCGUCGCAUGGCUGUCGUAUCUGUUAGGGACGUGGAGAGGGCAAGGUGAAGGUGUUUACCCAACCAUACCUUAUAUCCGUCAUGGCGAAGAGCUCCGUUUCUCACAUCCCGGCAAGAUCUCGAUUUAUCAUUUUGGACAGAUCUCGAUCGUCAUUGUUCUCACUCAGAUCGAAGCCAAGAAGAACGAAGAGCAAAAUGGGUGUAACUACAUCCUGUUAGCUACAGGUUUCAACGCUACCAAAUGGCCAGAUCCUCAAUGGCUGUUUAGUCUGUCUCCAUCAACCGAGUUUACUUGUAAAGAGAUUUUGAAUUGCUUGCGACUGUCCAAAGAAGGGAUUGAUGUGGUUCUUGUAGUAUAUUCCUUGAGGAACAUGCUAACCCAAGAAGAGAGAUCUUCGCUCUUUGCUUUGAAGAUCCUUUUUGGAAGCGAAAUUGUAGACUACAUGAUUGUCUUUUUCAAAAAUGAAGAUGCAUUUGAGGAAGGCGGUGGUACAUUGGAUGGAUAUUUGAAAAACUGCCCUGAUUUCAAUGAAAUUCUUGAGGCAUGCAAUGACCGCAAGGUGUUGUUUAGGAACAAAGUUAAUGUUCAUGAGAGUCAGAAAGCUAAGCAAGUUCAAGAGCUCCUUAACUAUGUUGAAGAAAUUGCUAGGAAGAAUGGGAAGCCCUACAUGAAUUUAUCGCAAUAUUAA
Microthlaspi erraticum is the source of this 750-nucleotide messenger RNA. Lineage: Eukaryota; Viridiplantae; Streptophyta; Magnoliopsida; Brassicales; Brassicaceae. The record is from the annotation of a GenBank genome assembly.